Messenger RNA from Pristis pectinata (smalltooth sawfish), 4376 nucleotides. RefSeq names its product transcription factor AP-4-like. Gene Ontology annotation, biological process: regulation of transcription by RNA polymerase II. The record is from RefSeq and is a predicted model, not a curated record. Gene Ontology annotation, cellular component: nucleus. Lineage: Eukaryota; Metazoa; Chordata; Chondrichthyes; Rhinopristiformes; Pristidae. Bases 338 to 1258 code for a protein of 306 amino acids. Gene Ontology annotation, molecular function: protein dimerization activity; DNA-binding transcription factor activity, RNA polymerase II-specific; RNA polymerase II cis-regulatory region sequence-specific DNA binding. The transcript is spliced from 7 exons.
UUGACUGCCAGAUCAUGGCCGCCCCUCUGUGCCUUAUUUGUUUUGUAUUGCUGGAUUCCCUCCCACUUCUGCAAUUUAGUUUUGAAUCCAAAGCAAGCAAAAGUUGCAUCUCUCCCACUUUUUUUUUGCAAAUAAAUUCCAAUGUCUUUUUUUCACCCCCCCCCCCCCCCGUUGUGUUGUGGGAGCAGGCCCCCGCUUGGAAAAUGUGUUGUUGUUCCUCUGAUAGUGGGAGCUGCGUAUAAACCCCCUCUCGAACGUCCCGCUGACACCGGAGAGCCAGCGGGAUCACGACCGGCGCAUCCGCCGGGAGAUCGCCAACAGCAACGAGCGGCGGCGCAUGCAGAGCAUCAACGCCGGCUUCCAGUCCCUGAAGGUGCUGCUGCCUCACACGGACGGAGAGAAGCUGAGCAAGGCGGCGAUCCUACAACAAACGGCGGAGUACAUCUUUGCCCUUGAGGAAGACAAGACCCGUCUGAUGCAGCAGAACGCACACCUAAAGCGGCUGGUGCAGGAAUACUCUGGCUCCUCCCCAAAGCGGAAGCGAGGAGAUGAAUCCGACGAGGGUAUCGGUUCUCCAGACUCUGCGGAUGAGGAGCUGGCCGAGCUCCGGCAGCACCUGGAGAAGGAGCGACUGCUGCGGCUCACCUUGGAGGAGAAGGUGAAGACCCUGGAGUCCCAGCUGCAGCCGGGGAAGCUGAAGGAGAUCCUUCACCAAGCCCAGCUGCAGCAGGAGCAUGACAAGGUGCUGGAACGGCGGAGGCAGCUAGUGGAGGAACAGCAGAGAACCAUCGGCACUGCACAGCUGCCCGUGGCACACAGUCCCCCAGCACCCACUCACCACCCAACAGUCAUAGUGCCAGCUCCUUUACCACCAAGUGUGCUACAGGUCAACGUCGUUACCAUGGCACCCAGCUCCGUCAUCAGCUCCGUGUCCACAUCCAAACAGAACUUAGACACCAUUGUACAGGCCAUUCAGCAUAUCGAAGCCACAGAGCAAGGUAUCAAAGAGGAACCCGUGGGAGUGGAGAAACAGACCACGGCUUUCCUGAAUUUAGACGGGAUGCAGGAGAGCCUCAAAGACGACAGGGAGUGGCACGAGCUAGUGACAACCUCUCCGCUGAUAAUCAAGAGCUCCUUUGGUGACGUUGAGACUGAAAGCCAAGAUGCUGGUCAGAGAGAGAUGCUGGCAGCAUUGAGGAGGCCCAAGGUGGAGGUGGACCCAGUUCCCUCUGUGCUGGUGCCGGGCACUAGCAUCUAAAUAAGACUGCAGAGCUGUGUCGAUGUGCACUGAGGGAAUGGAGGACUUUGGGGUCAAUCCAGGAAGUUUGAGAUUAAAGGACUUUUUGAACGCCAUUUGUCCCAAACUAAUCCUCUCCUUCCAGAGCAAGAGCAGUCUCGAAGGUACUGUGGUCACAGCUUCUCUGACUGAAACGCAAAGGGUUGAUUCAGGUUUGAUGUAGUUUCUAAUGAAACAUCUCUGGCCUGUUGCACACGAGAAACAUCUCAUUGCCUGACAGUGCACCCAUUAUCAAAGUCCACGUCACUGAUUUUAGAACUUCCCAGGAAUCCAGGGUAAUCUGAUUUUCUUUAGCAACUAGCGUGAUUCCUCAACACUUAAUCUGUGAGUCACCAUUUUAAUGGCCCAGCUUUUGGAAUGUGUUGACAUGAAAUGCCAAAACAAUCUGAGUACACCCCACAGAUCAAAAUCUUCAUUAAGUGGCAAUUGUGAGCAAAUAAGCCUGACAAUGACUUACUGCACAAACGGUUUAUAAGAACUGCUUGUGAAUGCCAGUGUGUUUGUUUUGAUUGUGCAUCGAUAAGCUGGUAACUUUUUAUUGCUCCUCUUGCAUUAGAAGUACCUCCCUACAGUAUUGUUUUAUUUGGUGCCAGCAGUUCUCGAAUAUGUGUGCAUGGAUGACAUAGGUGUGGUGUGGGUCACAAACUGGGCUGCUGUCUUUGUCUAAUAUCCUGAAGAGUUACUAAAUGGCAAUUAGGUACACUGCUGAUCACUAACAGUAAAAUGGGCACUUACAGCAACUGAAAUUGCUUCCCAUGUGUUUAUUGUGACUUGGCAGCACACUAGGCAAUGACUUUACUGAACUUGUUUCUGGGGGUUAUUUCCCAUUGCCACUACAUCAUCAUCAGGAGGUGGUUCUAACGCUAAUGGACUAGUUUAAACUGUGGGAAUACUUCAAUGAUUAUUAUUUCCAAUCCAUGAAUUCCAACUAAACAUAGUGUUCUUAGCAAAAAUUUGGUGCUUUUCCAGUAGAAAUGACUCUGUACCUUCGAGGAUGCUCUGCAACUGGAUUGAAAAGUGACAGUCAGAGGGAGAUUAAGCUGUUAUAAAUUUUUUUUUAAAUUUAAAUUUUAUUUACAGCGUUGGUUACAGGCCCUUCUGGCCCAAUGAGUCCAUGCCGCCCAUUUUAAACCCAUAUUAACCUACCCGUAUGUCUUUGGAAUGUGGGAGGAAACCCACGCAGACACGGGAGAACAUACAAACUCCUUACAGACAGCGAUGGGUUAUAGCUAGUAAAAGAUUGCAGACUGUUAACUGAGAUUGGACAGACCCUGUUUUCAUGUAGACUUAUGUUUUUUCAAGCAAAUUCUUAGGAUGACUGCUACAUGAUGUAUAGAAUGCAUAGUGCAGUCACUACAGGGUGUGAUGAAAGGUCUUGCAAUGCGUGACACCUUUUUACAUGUACAAUUUUUUAAAUGUUUGAGAUGACUUCAAAGAAUCUUUGGAUGCUGUUUUUUGGCAUCUUAGAACUACAGAAUGAAAUUAUCCUUGUAUUCUGUGGCAGAACAAUCUCAGACUGGGGAAGAUUACUGAAACCUGGUCCUAUCAGUGCUGCACCUUUCUGUGCAUUGUUAGGGUGGGGGGGACGUUGUAUAAAAUAUGUUUUUAGGGCACUUACGAGUUUCUAAAGGUUGUUUAUUUUCCUAAAUGUUUCGCACUUCAAACUGCAGUUUACCUUUUGGACCAUCUGUGCUUAAAUGCUUUGUGCAUUGUAUGCCUUUUUUAUGAAAUUUAAUCAGAGCUGUAAACUGAUGGCUUGUGUAUUUUUAAAGAGUGGUAAUGUACCAUGUUGGUUAAUGUUUCAUAGAACAUAUCGCACAGAAACCGAUCCACUCUGACUUUUAUGCUCCACAGGAGCUCCCCUGGAAUUGUACUGACUGGGAAAACUUCUUGAUCUUCAGUCCAGGCUAUUGAAGUCAAAGCAGCAAUGCUGGAGUUUCAGGAGGGCUGCAGGCAAAAAGGCCAGCUAAAGCUUUCCACUCCAGCAAAUGCCUCUGGCCACCAGACAGGGUACAAUUGGGCUUGGGAGCGUUACCACCCUAGUUUUAUCCUCAGAAGACAUAUUCCAAGUGAACUGGGACUGAUCACCUUAUUCCACAGCAGCUUGUGACUUCAGGAGAGAAAGUUGUCAGUUCUUUUAGGAGUACUAAGCAAAACAAAAAAAAGGAUAAGGAAAGAGUGUGUCUUGUGAAACUAUCAUCUAACUAAAUGCCACAGCAGAAUUCUUCUGUUCCUUUAGCCAGUUACUUUUGGAUUUGAUGCCCAUCUGGUAAAGGAACCAGAUGAGUUGCUUUAAAGCAGUUGCUGCCUAGCAGGGACAUAGUAGUAAGCAGAGAUCUUGUGACCCCAUUUCCACACCCUGCCCCUUUUUUUUUGCUGGUGGGGAAGUUUUGGGCUUUGUCUCAACAUUUGGUGCAAUGGACAUCAGCUGUGGCCAGCUUGUACAGGCAAGUACCAAGGCUGAAAGAACUCAAAAGGUUAUGAAAGACCAUUUAGAACCUCCCAGAUCUAACAUCACAGAAAUCAUUUUUAUUUUAAUGAGGCCCAAUGGUUUUAUUUUCUCUGUACAGGUUAGGUGGUCAAAUUAUUUAUUAGUCUUUAAAGAAAUUUUACAUUUGAAAUUGGUAAAGUCAAAUUAAACCAGCUGGAAUUGUUUAAGCUUUGGCCUCAACACCACUGGGAGGCUGAGUGGGCACUGAUGGACUAACCUGUUGCCAGAUUUGCACUGCCUCCUGCAGAGCCUGGCUACAGAAACAGGCCAUGGUCAAGAACAAACUAGAUGCUGGAGAUUUGAAAUAAUGCUGGAAACACUCAGCAGCAUCUGUGAAACGAGACAACAGAAAAUCAGAAUUUUCCAAUUUCCAGCAUUUCGUUUUCAUUUCAUGCCCAUGAAAAUGCACGUGGGAUACCAGUGGUUGAUUGAUAGCCAUUACAACAGGAUGGGAGUUGUAAUGACAACCAAUGUCCUUUAUUAGUAAUGAUGAUGACCUGUGAAUGCAGAUUGUACUGUGUACCUUAAGUCACAGGCCAUUAAUUCACUUUAUGGGUGGUGGCAAUGAUGGAAAUCAAUUAAUUCUGC